AUGGCGAAGUACGACCUCACUCAAACGAUUGCGACCUACUUGGAUCGCCAUCUGGUGUUCCCCCUGAUCGAAUUCCUGAAGGAGAACAGGGCACUAAAAUCAUCUUCAUCACUCAACAAGAUUUAUGGAGAGAAGGAGCUCCUGUCGGCGCAGCUGGAUCUGCUCUCCAACACCAACAUGGUCGAUUUCGCCAUGGAUAUCCACCGCAAGCUUCACGAAACCGAGCCUCCGGCCACGUUCGCGACCAAGCGCGCUGCCGUGCUGGCCAGGCUGAAGGAGCUGAACGCUCUCUGCGCCCCUCUGGUCCGACUCCUGCAGGAUCAGACCAAGGUCGCUGAAUUGAAGGAAGAGAAGAACUACAACAUCGAGUUCAUCCAGGAGAACCUUGGGGUGCCCGCUGGCUGCUUGGAUCAUCUCUAUGAGAGCGCCAAGUUCCAGUUCGAAUGCGGUAACUACUCGGGUGCUGCCGAUUUCCUCUACCACUUCCGCACACUGAGCAACGACGCCGAGAAGAAGUUCAACGCCCUCUGGGGUAAGUUUGCCGCUGAGAUCCUCAUGCUCAAGUGGACCACCGCCAUCGAAGACCUCAAGGCCUUGAAGGAAGCCAUCGAAGCCAAGCUUCAGCAGCGAACCUGGCUCCUUCACUGGAGCUUGUUUGUAUUCUUCAACCACCCCAACGGUCGCAAUGGCAUCGUGGACAUGUUCCUGCAGGACAAGUAUUUGAACACCAUCCAGACCACCUGCCCGCACAUCCUGCGGUACCUGACGACAGCCGUUAUCACGAACAAGAGGCGGAGGAACCAGCUCAACGAUCUCGUGAGAGUGCUGCAGCAGGAGUCGCACUCCUACUCGGACCCCAUCACCGAGUUCCUCGAGGACCUCUACGCCAAUUUUGACUUUGACGCCGCACAGAAGAAGCUGCGCGAGUGCGAGAACGUCUUGAUGAACGACUUCUUCCUGGUCUCGUGCCGCAACGAGUUCAUGGAGAACGCUCGUCUUCUCAUCUUCGAGACCUACUGCCGCAUUCAUCAGACCAUCGACAUCAGCACACUGGCGCAGAAGCUUGAUAUGGACCAGGACGCCGCCGAGCGGUGGAUCGUGAACCUCAUCCGCAACGCGCACCUCGAUGCCAAGAUCGAUUCGGCGGCCAACCAUGUGAUCAUGGGCACGCAGAACCCCAGCAUUUACCAGCAGGUUAUCGACAAAACGAAGAGUCUGUCGUUCCGCACUCACGUCCUCGCCAACAACCUCGACAAAUACGUCCAGAGCGAAGGCGACGACAAGGCUCAGGCCUAA
Acanthamoeba castellanii str. Neff is the source of this 1296-nucleotide messenger RNA. RefSeq names its product eukaryotic translation initiation factor 3 subunit E, putative. Lineage: Eukaryota; Discosea; Longamoebia; Acanthamoebidae. Gene Ontology annotation, molecular function: translation initiation factor activity. The record is from RefSeq and is a predicted model, not a curated record. Gene Ontology annotation, cellular component: eukaryotic translation initiation factor 3 complex; cytoplasm; nucleus. Gene Ontology annotation, biological process: translational initiation. The transcript is spliced from 8 exons. The coding region runs from base 1 to 1296 and encodes 431 amino acids.